This is a messenger RNA of Hibiscus syriacus, 1937 nucleotides long. RefSeq names its product RNA pseudouridine synthase 4, mitochondrial. The transcript has 10 exons. Bases 47 to 1486 code for a protein of 479 amino acids. Gene Ontology annotation, molecular function: pseudouridine synthase activity; RNA binding. Gene Ontology annotation, biological process: pseudouridine synthesis. Lineage: Eukaryota; Viridiplantae; Streptophyta; Magnoliopsida; Malvales; Malvaceae. The record is from RefSeq and is a predicted model, not a curated record.
CAUAAACCCAAAACACCAAAUUCGUCCUAACCCGAAAGUUACGGCGAUGCUGCUCCGCGCCAAUCUCCUCCGCCGCCUCUUACCUUCACAACAAUCCGCCGCUGACUGCAGCAGCGGGCUUAUAAUCCCGGCCGUCCACCAGAUCCGAUCCCACUACAUUUCAACCACUGAGUUAUCAACAAGCGAUGUCGGAAAUAGUGAAAAGCAGAGGGAAAACAAAUGGUUCACGCUACCCCCAUUUGCUAAAACCAUCAAUGCCGCAGAAUUGGGAGCUAAACUAGCCGGAAAAACCAAUUUGAAAUCCGCCUCUACCGCCGCCUCCACCUAUGAAACGACGGCACUGAAGUGGGUUCUGAAAUGCUGCCCGGAGCUGCCUAGAAGUCUAGUACAAAAAUUAUUUCGUUUAAGACAGGUUCGAAGAGAAUCCAUAGGCAAAGAGGUUUCUCAUGAUGGUUGCCUUGCACAGAAGGUUCAGCUUAAAAGGGUUGGAGCUAAAGAUUCGUUGAAUGUUGGAGAUAGAAUUUUUCUUCCUAUUAGUGUCCGAGAGUUUCCGGAGGAGAAACAAGAACAUCGCUGCACCGAUGAAGAAUCAAACUUUAUACGAAGCUUGGAGCUCUACAAGGAUCCGGACAUUAUUGUUCUCAAUAAGCCUCCAGGGAUUCCAGUUCAGGGUGGCAUUGGCAUCAAAUGGAGUUUAGAUGAAUUAGCAGCCGCCUGGUUAUGUAAUGAUUACUCAGAACCGCCUCGCUUGGUUCACAGGCUCGACAGAGAUUGUAGUGGCAUAUUGGUGAUGGGGAGAACUCAAACAAGUGCUGCAAUUCUUCAUUCUAUAUUCCGUGAGGAAUCACUCGGUGCAUCAAAACAUGAUUUUGAUGAUGAGAAAAGAGUUCUGCAAAAGAGGUAUUGGGCGCUCGUUAUCGGGUCUCCAAGGCGUCCUAAGGGAACGAUAUCAGCUCCGCUUAGAAAGGUGGUGGUUGAUGACGGGAAAUCUGAUCGAAUCACUGUCUUUGACAAUAACAAGAUUAUGUCAUCUCAGAAUGCAAUAACAGAGUAUCGUGUCAUAAAAACAUCAUCACAUGGGUACACAUGGUUAGAAUUGUCUCCUCUCACUGGUAGAAAGCACCAACUUCGAGUACACUGUGCUGAGGUACUAGGAACACCGGUUGUUGGAGACUACAAAUAUGGGUGGCAAGCUCAUAGAAGGUUGCAACAUCUGGCCGAGUCCGAUCUUAGAAAGAUCCUAAACAAAAAGGCGUCAAAGGAAAACAUGCUCCCUUUUGGACUUGACAUGGAGAGGGGAAGCAUUUUGGAAAAGCGGCUUCAGCUGCAUCUUCACUGUCGGGAAAUGAUCUUACCGAAUGUCUCUAAAGCAUUGCAAAAUCCGGAAUCGUUUUCGGGUGAUGAUCUUUCAAAGCUCAAGAGUCUGGAAAUCGUUGCUCCAUUGCCAUCAUACAUGCAAAAGAGUUGGGACAUUCUGGAUUCGUGAGCAAAAAACCGGGAUCUUGUAAAUUUAUAAGUUCUGCCAUCAAUUAUUAGUUAGUAGUAGAAAUAUUUUUAUGCCUUGCUUUGGAAGAUUAUCGAAUCCCUUGAUAAUCAAUUGUUAACAGUUAACAGAAUUGUUCUGAUUUUCAUUAUCAUCUUUGUUAUUGACGUUGUCAUACAACUGAGCUGAGGAGAAGAAGCAUUCGGAAUCCGACCUGCAGGCGUGGAUGCAUACAUUUCAGCAAAGGAAAUUGGCGUAAUGUUUUGAUUAUCAACACUUUCCAUCGUUGAGAAGAUUUCACGGCCUUCUACGGCGGCGAUGCCAUGAAUCGUUGAUUUGAUUAUCUGCCCAUUGCUUGAAUAUCAAGUAAGGUGAGAGAGAGGGAAUUACUGAAGUAAUUUUUGGUUAUCUGAUUUUCUUUACCAGAGAUACGACUAACAUCAGCUUUUAAAUC